AUGGCGGUGAUACCUUUGUACUUUGGUCUGGCUGUCGGGCUUUUGUGUUCCUUCGCCGUUGUACGCGCCGUCUAUCGAAUCACAUUCCAUCCGCUUGCAAAGUUCCCUGGGCCCAAGCUGGCAGGCAUGUCGUCGCUAUAUCAGGCUUGGUUUGACUUGAGGUCUUCAACGUCGUACAUCAAGCAGUUUCAUGCUUUUCACAAGAGAUAUGGUCCCAUCGUCCGAAUCACUCCGAACCAGCUGCACAUCUUCGACAUGGCGGCAUACAAUGAGAUCUUCAAGAUCGGGACUCGCUAUGCUCGCCACCAGGACAACUACAAUCAAGAAGCAGCAGACGGAUUCUUCAACGUUCUGGACCCCAAGGCCGCCAAACCAUGGCGAGAUGCAUAUCAACCGUACUUCGCCAAAGCUGCCAUCAUCCGCUUGGAACCACUGAUCCACGACCGAAUCAAGAAGUUCCUCUCGGUGCUCGACGCGGCAUCCUCCACCGGCACGGCCGUUGACCUGAGCAGGGGUUACCGUAGUUUGACUAGCGACGUGGUGACGAGCUACAUGUUUGCGGAUAAAGGAUUUGAAACACUCGACGCUGAAGGAUUCCAGUCCCCGACGCUGGUGGCCUUGGAGGAGUUCUUCGAAUUUACGCAGUGGGCCAUGUAUUUUCCCAGUUUUAUGGGAUGGUUGACGAGACAGCUGCAGAAACUCACCAAGGAGCAGACGGAGAAGUUUAUGCCAGCAUUGGCGGCGACGAACUGGAUCACGAAACAAUGUGGCGUCAAAGUGAAGAAAAUCCUGCGAGAAGGGGGCUCAGGAAGCUCGUUCCCUACCGUCUUCGACGCAUGGGCGAAACCCAGUGAGAAGAGAGGGUUCACGCCAACCCUCAAGCAGCUGACAGCCGAUGCAUUCACCUUUCACGGUGCUGGAACCGACACGACAGCGCAUGCACUCACCACAGCUACUUGGGGUCUGAUCAACAACAAGGAGAGCCUUGAAAAGCUGCGCGAGGAGUUGAAGGGAGCGAUCCCGGCGCCGCACAGUGAACAGUUGGUCAGCUCGAGUAUGCUUGAAAAUCUGCCCUACCUCGUGAGUCAAGAGCGACAAGCCAGUUCAGAGGGCCAUUGCGCUGAUGUUUUGGUACAGCGUGCCGUAGUCAAGGAGGCUUUGAGGAUGAGCAUGGGAGUUCCUGGGAGAAUGGGCCGAGUAGUGCCUGAAGGCGGGGCUGUGUUGUGCCAGCAACAGAUUCCUGCAGGAGUCGGAAUCACCAGUGUCUGUUACUGCUACCACUACGACCCAGCGCAUUUCCCGUCUCCGAACGAGUUCCGCCCAGAUCGCUGGCUCGGACCAGACAGUCAACAACUCGAAAACCGCCUGAUCGCUUUCUCUCGAGGUCCGAGAUCAUGCAUUGGCAUCAACCUCGCAUAUGCCGAGUUGUAUCUGAACCUGGGGUAUGUGUUUAGAAAGUUUGACCUGGAGCCGUUUGAGACCACGGCGUGGGAUAUGGAGUGGAAGGACAACUUUGUAGUUACGACGAAGGGCCAUUUGAGGGUCACAUUGAGGGGGGCCAGUGACGACGAAGAGGAGUAG
Molecule: messenger RNA, 1581 nt
Organism: Cladophialophora psammophila CBS 110553
Lineage: Eukaryota; Fungi; Ascomycota; Eurotiomycetes; Chaetothyriales; Herpotrichiellaceae
Exons: 5
Coding region: 1-1581 (526 amino acids)
Molecular function (GO): oxidoreductase activity, acting on paired donors, with incorporation or reduction of molecular oxygen; heme binding; monooxygenase activity
Source: RefSeq, a predicted model, not a curated record